AUGAAGGCAAUGCAGUUGUGUAUAUAUCAAUGUACUGUGUGUCGUGAAGCUUGGCCUUUGAAAACAAGAGCAAAAGAGUUGUCUAAGUAUGUUUGUGCCAGGUGUUCCUGUGAUAAAAAUAGUCCAAAAAAGUUUUCAAUUGAGAACUCAAUGACACCAUCACCAGUUCCAAAACAAUUGCAAGGUUUAACUCAGUUUGAAGAAAUGUUAAUUGCUAGGGCAUUUUCAGUCAUGCAUGUAUAUACAAAACCAAGGGGUGGUCAAAAAGCGUACAAAGGUCAUGUGAUAACAUUACCUCAAGAUGUGUAA
Molecule: messenger RNA, 309 nt
Organism: Paramuricea clavata
Lineage: Eukaryota; Metazoa; Cnidaria; Anthozoa; Malacalcyonacea; Plexauridae
Source: the annotation of a GenBank genome assembly